AUGUCUACCAAUGAGCCUUGCUCGUUCGUCGAUAACGACCGCAAGCCGGUUUCCAAGAAGGCGCAUUGGAGGGAGAAGCUGUUUUCUAAGGAUAAGAACAAGUGCAAUACUGACCAACAAAUCGAGGCCUUCUUGGCUCCUGUUCGUUCUAAGUCGGUAUCUCACGCUGCUUACCCAGUGGCUUCAAGCCAGAGGGAGGUUCCAGCGCCCCCUCGCCUGGAUGUCUCUCACCGAUGGCCUUCUGCACAGGAUGUCCUGGACGCAUCAUCGCCCAUUUCGAAACCCUCUUCCGCCACUGAUCCUUAUCCGCCAGUCAGCCUUCCACAGCUAUCGCUGAAAACUCGAAAAGGCAAGGGCUUGCGGGUCAAGUUCGCCAACGAAGCCCCUGACGUGAUUGGAGAAGGCGGCGAUGAAGCCGAGGAACCAACAAUAGAAAUAUCACAAUAUCGAGAUCGCGAGCAAUCUAAAGCGCCUCAACUUCGACUGGAUACCUCUUUCCGCCCCACAGAUGGGUUCGAACAUUUUGAGAAGACUCUUAAACGCAGUGAUACGCGUGCAGCUGGGAGUGAUGUAAAUAACAAGAAGCCUUUACUUAUCCAAAACACACAAGAUGCAGACUUCCUCAUGGCUUUAAAUUUGGGAGAAGGCGGCUCCCGUCUGUCGUUCCGGGCAUCGCCCGGGGCCGAUUCGCUUGCUCAGCGUAUCCGGGCGAAAAUGGAAGUGGAGGAAGGCCGUGCAUUGCAACACAGAUUCGACGAACCCACCUCGCCUGGUGGAAACGGGGCGAGCCCAGACAGCCCUACCUCAUCAUAUGAGACUCCUCCCCUCUCGGAAACCGAGCCUGUGGCUCCACCAAGUCCUGUUCGUAGCCCGCCGAGUCCUCAGAUGGCACGCAACCUGAACCCUCAUGACCAGGUGUUUCCCUCUGGUCUUGCGCCCGGCGGCAGUGUCCAGAGCCUCUCCCCUCCAAAACCUCAGCUCAGUCCUAGAAACCCAUCUAACGAUGGCCUUGCUCAUCCGUCUGGUCAAGACAAUCCGUCAACUUCUACCAGCCCCCAGCCACCCAAGGUUUCAUUAAGGUCUAUUGCGAACCAAGUCGGGGAGACAGCUUUUAUCGACUUUAAAACCUACACUUCGCAAUAUGGAAGCCUUAUCCGCCAGUCAGCCGAAAGUGUAAAGCCCCUGAUGGAAACAUCCCUUGCUGAAUGGAUCAGGGCCUCCGUGUGGUGGUUUAUGCGAGGGAAGAAGAGGCUGGAGGCCUACGCUCGCUCGCGUCCUGGCAGCUCUGGCUCAAGACCGAACCAGCGUUCUCCAGAGAGUGCAACACAGGCUGUGGUAGACCUUGCGAAGGCUCUAUGGAUUAACGAGACUAUUAUUCCUCAGCAUGAGGAGCUGACUCGACAUGGUGCAAUGAGUAUCGAUGCACUACUUGCUGUAGCAAGCACUACCGGUGAUAACCAGCUUUCUGAUUUUCUCGCGGUUCACCAGACAGUAAUGAGCCACUUGCGAUCGCUGUCCAUGUCUAUCAAGAGAAACAAUAUUCUUGCCGCUCUCGCCGCGGAAGGUGACUCUGCCCACGCUGACACGAGUGUGUGGGUUCGUUACCCCUUUUUUGCACCGGAUGUGUCUGCGGUCCUCUCUGGUGCGACCUCGAGAUCGAUGUUGGUCGACAAGCCUGGAAAAGGGCCGACAUUUAUGCACAUGAUGCCUCUCAGUGAUACAAGUCGGUACUUUAGUUAUGGUAGUAUGUUUGUAGAAGUGUGUGUCAGCUCAAGUGAGGACGACAGCCAGCAGUUCUCAAUGCCAUGUGUGUUGUCUAUAAUCCGUGAUCGUGCCGACUGGUAUGUUUUUGCGGCUAUUACCAGCCAGAGUGAAUUGGUCAAUGUCAUGAUUCAGUCCGAUAGAAAGAAAGGACCAACAUGGGACGAUGUCGAUUGGCAGGUCAGGUCGCAUUCCAUGCGGGUAAAGCUGCCUCGCGGUUUUGAAUUGGAUGUCAUGUUCCGCGAAGAUGAUUUCAAAACCCUCUGGAAUAUCGUUCAGUACACGCUCAAAACCGAGGCCAGCCUUCAGCCCGAAGCUGGCGAAGCCGUGAUUUUCGAGAGCACUUUGAAGCUCUUCCAGUACAUGGAUCCCGGUACGCCAAAGGCAUUCCCGGCAGAAUCCAUAGAGAAGUGUCGUAUCCGACUUUUUGAACGCUCCGUGACGGUAACUGAGGGAACUGGCACAAGGAGUGCCCAUCGAGGUUUCCGGAUCGCAGUGCUCACUAGCCCUAAAGUCAAGACUCUGAGCAGUGUGCGUCAUAUGCUUGGGUAUGGGGCGCCCAUAAUCUUCGGGUUGCUUCGCGGUGAAGAUGGGGCGCCAGCUAUGGUUCUCAAGGUCAAAGAGGAUGGUCGGACCCGGUCCAUGUUGAUGACGUUUCAGGAGGUCCAGGAGCGAACCACUCUUCACUCACUGCUUUUGGCAAUGAUGCCCAAGGAGAGAGAAUUUAAGCUCUCUGAUAUCCCAAUUCGCGCCUAUACGAUCGAGCAGCCUGCUGAUCGAUUCAAUGGUCAGCCAACCAAGCAGCAUCUCCAGUUCCCUAGCGGCACUGUGAGUGUCAUUGACCAGGACCAUGAUUUUAUUGAACACGGUUAUGGCCCAACUAUCCUUUCUGAAUUUCUGCGGGCUUUCGUUGCCACUGAAUGGGGUUCUGUUACAGAUCGCAUUAACCUUGGCCCAGGAGAAUUGAAGCUUGGCCUUGAUGUUAAUAACCGCACAGGUCUUAGUCUGUAUAGACCUGCACAACAAGAUCUUACCGUUUCGGUUGCCGAAAAUCUAAUUAAACCAGAGAUGCCGGACAGAUUGACGGAUUUUCUCGAGACUCUUAUGGCUAAGCCUAUGGUCAGAAAGUUUGAUUUUGCGUCAUUGCAAGGGCUUCACGAAUUUGAGAAAGCUGUUACCGGGUUCACGGUGCUAUUUGACAGUGUUGCUUCUUCAUUUACGAUAUCUCGUCGCCGUAUGGUGGUCCCAAUCAUUAAGAAAUGGGAGUCAAGUAUGGCCCGAAUUCAGGUCGUCCGCCAAGAUAAGGUGAUUCAGCUUAUAGCAUUCCUCAACGACUUUAGCCAUGGGAAGUGCAUGAACUUUGUGCUCAAAGGGACAGAUGUGUUGGAGAACUUCAACCGAUCUGGGAAAUUCUGCGUUCGGAUCGUCGAUGCCAAAUUUGCCUUACCAAAGACCGAUGAUGAUCCUGCAUCCGAAUUCGUCUGUUUAGAUAUGCCUGAGUACCCGAUUGAGCACGAUGACAUCUCUAUCGCAUUCGACUCUGAGGCUGGCGUUUCUACGCGCUCUCUGCAUGCAGAUGAUGAGCUCAACCUAGUUAGUGAUGUUGCUCCUCCAUUGCAUCUGUCUACUACGUUCCGGUAUUCAGAUGAUCCGGAUAUGCUGGUCCCCGCAGUAGACCUAAGCGCUGAUUCCGAGGAUAAAACAUCACACGUUUAUUCCCGUUUGACUGCACCUAAUCCCACUCGAUUUGAAACCAUUCUUUCGUCCCUCCUCAAUGGAGAGGCUAUCAGCUAUUCUUCAGGACUUUCAGCUCUCCACGCAGCCCUCGUUCUCCUAAAUCCUCGUCGGAUCUCGAUUGGGAAUGGCUAUCAUGGAUGUCAUGGUGUUAUCGCCAUGUUCAGCCGUUUGACUGGGCUUCAGAAGCUGGACCUGGACUGUUCGGUUGAGCAAUUGGAAGCUGGCGAUGUCAUUCAUUUGGAGACACCCGUCAACCCUGAAGGAACCUCCUUCAACAUUGAAGCAUACGCGAAGAAGGCGCACUCACGAGGCGCUUAUCUCAUCGUCGACGGUACUUUUGCUCCGCCCUGCCUUCAAGAUCCCUUCAAAUGGGGUGCGGAUCUGGUGAUGCAUUCCGGAUCUAAGUAUUUUGGUGGACAUAGUGAUGUUCUUUGCGGAGUCCUUGUCACGCAACGUAAAGACUGGGCGCGACAACUGUCCCAGGACAGGAUAUAUCUUGGUAGUGUGAUGGGCAAUAUGGAGAGCUGGCUCGGAGUCCGGAGCUUGCGAACCCUGGAGGUUCGAGUGCAGCGGCAAAGUCAAAAUGCAACGAAUCUGGUAUCGUGGCUGCACAAUGCCCUACAAACACCGAAUGGCGCUCCGGAUAGCGACGAGGCCAUCACGCGAGAGGCUCUCGAUCAGGUUUUCCACUCUAGUCUUCAGAAAGCCGACGAGUCUUGGUUGUUGAAGCAGAUGCCCAACGGGUUUGGGCCUGUCUUCUCGAUUACGAUGAAAAAUGAAGAUCUUGCUCGGCGACUGCCCAGUAAACUGGCGUUCUUCCAACAUGCCACGAGCCUGGGCGGUGUCGAGUCCCUGAUUGAGUGGCGCACCAUGUCCGAUACGACGGUGGACCGUCGGUUGCUGCGCAUUAGCGUCGGACUGGAGAAUUGGGAAGAUCUUCGCCAGGAUCUUAAAGGAAGGGGAAAAAAAAAUAUGUCCCACUUCCAAAUCUACUACUUCUCCACCGCCUCCUCCUACACCGGAAAACAAACCGAACGACUCCCCGCCCCCUUACCCCUCUCCCGCUUGUUCGCGACCCUCGAAGAUCGAUACCCCGGAAUCCGCGAGAAAGUGCUGAGCAGCUGCAGCGUCAGCUUGGGGGAGGAGUACGUCGAUGCUACGGAGCAGCAGCCCUCGCCCUCGGGGCCGGAGGAAACGAUGAUCAAGGCGGGAGACGAAGUGGCGAUUAUUCCGCCGGUUAGUUCGGGCUGA
Messenger RNA from Aspergillus ochraceoroseus IBT 24754, 4749 nucleotides. RefSeq lists its product as uncharacterized. The record is from RefSeq and is a predicted model, not a curated record. Gene Ontology annotation, cellular component: cytoplasm; cytosol. Gene Ontology annotation, molecular function: carbon-sulfur lyase activity; pyridoxal phosphate binding. Gene Ontology annotation, biological process: transsulfuration; Mo-molybdopterin cofactor biosynthetic process. Lineage: Eukaryota; Fungi; Ascomycota; Eurotiomycetes; Eurotiales; Aspergillaceae. The transcript has 7 exons. The coding region runs from base 1 to 4749 and encodes 1582 amino acids.